Molecule: messenger RNA, 1785 nt
Organism: Trichoderma virens Gv29-8
Lineage: Eukaryota; Fungi; Ascomycota; Sordariomycetes; Hypocreales; Hypocreaceae
Exons: 2
Coding region: 47-1075 (342 amino acids)
Source: RefSeq, a predicted model, not a curated record
UCACUCGACCAAAUAGCCCACCAUAACAACGACACCCAAUAAAACAAUGGUCAAAAAACAAGCUCCUAAAAAGAAUCCUUCCAAAAAAGAGAAACCAGCAUCAAACACUACUCCCGUCCCACCCGUCGACCCCCAAUCUCUCAACCGCCAGCAACGCAUCCUCACACUCUUCUCCGAUGCCUUUGGCCCCGUCCUCUCAUCCGAUGACUUCACAACCCGCCUCCAAUCCAUAAAACAGGCCCUCUUCAACAGAGACUUUGACGCCGCCUUUGGACCCGAGGAGAAUCUUCAGGCCUAUGCGGCAAGAUGGAGUCCCACCAGAGCCCUCUGCUACUCGUCCAUCUUCCAAACCAUCGCCCACCACAUUGACGAGACGGCCCUCACGUCUCUUCCUCCCGCCAAUGACAAUGAUGACAACGAAAUCAGCCCAGAAUCAGCCAGCAUUGAAACUCCAGCCUCAAAACCCCGCAAUGCAAUCAAGAUGCUCUGUAUCGGCGGCUGUGCGGCCGAACACAUCGCCUUCGCCUCCCUCCUCCAAGACCGCAUCACUUCACCGCCGCUCCUAUCUAAAUACGCCUCCGCGGCCGUCAGAGCUGCAAACACGCCUCUCCUCGAGCCGGGCCAGCUCGAGACGACAUUCUCGCAAGGCGACGUCCUGACUUUGAGCAAAGAGGCCCUAAGCGAGUUGCUUGGUCAGGAACCUCUUACCGUGACGUUAAUGUUUACGUUGAACGAGCUCUACACCAAUGGAGGCAUCGGCAAAACAACAAAAUUCCUAAAACUGCUCGGCGAGGUGAUGCCGGACAGGAGCAUGCUCCUCGUCGUGGACAGCCCGGGCAGCUACUCGGAAGCCGCCGUGGGCAAAGAACAGAAGCGGUACCCCAUGCAGUGGCUGCUGGACCACACCCUUAUUGACCCUCGGGCGCCAUCUCCGGGCUACGAGUGGGAAAAGAUUGAGUCUCACGAUUCGAUCUGGUUCCGCCUACCCGAGGGCCUCUCUUACCCGAUCCAGCUAGAAAACAUGCGUUACCAGAUGCAUCUAUACCAGAGGAGGAAUACGACUCCAACUAAAUGAAAGUCUAUUAGGCGAGGGUAUUUGGAAGAAGAAGAAAAAACUAUAGUCGAUAAAGCUGCCCUUGAGUUGCUAUGUAUAAAAAAGCCAUGUCCGGUCUUUAGGGAUAUCUACUAGGUAUCUAUGCCCACACCAGCUUCUUCAGCGAGUGGCCCAGCUGCUCCAGUAACCCGGUGCUGCGUCUCGCCGUGUCCAGCGAAAUAAUGUCGCCCUUUUCCACCAGCUUCUUUCUCUCUCCCCCUUCCUUGACAACCUGCCGUUCGAAAGCAAGGCGCUCAAUCUCAGAGCAUAUUGUGUCGAUCUUCUGCAUCUCAGUCUGCCGUGGCCCCGCACCGCUGGCAGGCAUUGAAGAAUCGGCGUAUGGCGCCUUGAAUGCGAGCUUGCGAAUGGCAGGCUCCUUGGGGCCGUUUGCUCCGGAGAAAAGGCCCGCGAAGCCAGCAGGCGCGGGCUGAGGCUCGCCAGUAGCCGUGAACUUGGGCGCGUCUUUGGUGGAGAGUGUACGAGUGUUCCUCCUCCGGACGUCGCUUUUGCCCGGUUGAUACGACACCACGAAACCCACGUUCCUGGCCUCGUUCAUGUGCGUCUGUGAGAUGGUGGAGGUGAUGUAAGCGCCAAUUUUGAUGUUCGUAAUGCUCGCAAGGGUAACUCUUUCAAAGGACGACACCUUGUCCAUAUCCCAGUCAAAGCGGCAAAAGUACAGCGCAGCAUCGGUC